Molecule: messenger RNA, 6174 nt
Organism: Haliaeetus leucocephalus (bald eagle)
Lineage: Eukaryota; Metazoa; Chordata; Aves; Accipitriformes; Accipitridae
Gene: MAP3K13
Product: mitogen-activated protein kinase kinase kinase 13
Exons: 17
Coding region: 376-3432 (1018 amino acids)
Biological process (GO): protein autophosphorylation; JNK cascade
Molecular function (GO): JUN kinase kinase kinase activity; ATP binding
Source: RefSeq, a predicted model, not a curated record
GAGCGGGGCGGUGCUGCCGGCGCCGGACGCGGUGCCCAGAAUACCAGGUUCUGAGAGGAAGAGCAAAGCGAGUUAACGACAAAAACUGAUGGACCAUUACAUCUUCCAGAAUGAGCCUAUUCACAUUUUUCUACUGGAAACUAACAUGUCUUGAAGAGAGAAGAAUUCAGUGUUGGGCUGUCCUAAACAUUACUCAUGGUGCAACUUCAGAGAGCAGCUUGAUUUAUCUGACUUGAAGAGGAGGCACAUGUGCAGUAAGCCAAGAGGACAUGGGCUUUCAGUGCAUUUGGAAAAAUGAUCAGGUACUGGGUCCAUGUGUCACAUCUGAAUUCUAUUGUAUUAAUUCUCUAAGUACCAACUCAGACCGUCUCCUUGAUGCACACUCACGGCAUCAUGGCCAGUACUCAGGAGCGCCUGAGCUUGUCUUCCUCUCCAAACUCGAUCAGCAAAGCUUUCUGUGAAGAUAAAGACUUUAGUAGGUUACAUGAUGAACAUGCACCUGCUGGAAACCACCCGUCCCCUGAGCUCAUAGAGGAUGUGCGUGAGAAGGGCUUGCUGCAGGCAGACCUCAUCGAAAACAUGAGCAGCCCGGUCACUGCAGCAGUGCUGACCAGCAUCAGCGAGGACUCUAGGGACCAAUUUGAGAACAGCGUGCUGCAGCUGCGAGAGCAGGAUGAGUCUGAAACAGCUAUUCCUCAGGGCAACAGGAACACUAUGGAUGGAGAGACCAACAGUGGAGCGGAUGAUGUUAAAGUCCAGUUCAACAGAUCAGGCAGUGGGAGCGGUGGGUUUCUUGAGGGACUUUUCGGUUGUCUGAGGCCUGUGUGGAAUAUCAUAGGCAAGGCAUACUCCACAGACUACAAACUGCAACAGCAAGAUACCUGGGAGGUCCCAUUUGAGGAGAUCUCGGAGCUGCAGUGGCUAGGCAGCGGUGCACAGGGAGCUGUUUUCCUGGGCAAAUUCCGGGCGGAGGAGGUGGCCAUCAAGAAAGUGAGAGAUCAGAACGAAACAGAUAUCAAGCACUUGCGGAAACUCAAACAUCCUAACAUCAUUGCGUUCAAGGGAGUUUGCACUCAAGCCCCAUGCUACUGUAUUAUCAUGGAGUACUGUGCACAUGGACAGCUCUACGAAGUCCUGCGAGCAGGGCGGAAAGUCACCCCUCGGCUGCUUGUGGAUUGGUCCACGGGGAUUGCAAGUGGGAUGAAUUAUCUGCACCUUCACAAAAUCAUCCAUCGAGACCUCAAGUCACCAAACGUUUUAGUUACACAUACAGAUGCAGUAAAAAUUUCAGAUUUUGGUACAUCUAAAGAACUCAGUGAUAAAAGUACCAAAAUGUCUUUUGCGGGAACUGUGGCUUGGAUGGCCCCAGAGGUGAUACGCAAUGAGCCUGUCUCUGAAAAGGUGGAUAUCUGGUCAUUUGGGGUAGUUUUGUGGGAGCUGCUUACAGGAGAGAUUCCCUACAAGGACGUGGACUCUUCAGCCAUCAUUUGGGGAGUGGGCAGUAACAGCCUGCACCUUCCUGUCCCUUCCACCUGCCCAGAUGGCUUCAAAAUCCUCAUGAAGCAGACCUGGCAGAGCAAGCCCCGGAAUCGUCCCUCCUUCCGGCAGACACUGAUGCACCUGGAUAUUGCAUCUGCUGAUGUGCUGGCUACUCCUCAGGAAACCUAUUUCAAAUCACAGGCUGAAUGGAGAGAAGAAGUGAAGAAACAUUUUGAGAAAAUUAAAAGUGAAGGAACUUGUAUCCACCGGCUAGAUGAAGAAUUGAUUCGUCGUCGAAGAGAAGAGCUGAGACAUGCAUUGGAUAUCCGUGAACACUAUGAGAGGAAGCUGGAGCGAGCCAAUAACUUAUACAUGGAGCUCAGCGCUAUUAUGCUGCAGCUGGAGGUCCGUGAGAAGGAGCUCAUAAAGAGGGAACAAGCAGUGGAAAAGAAAUACCCUGGGACUUACAAACGCCACCCAGUCAGACCAAUAAUCCACCCCAAUACAGUGGAGAAGCUGAUGAAGAGGAAAGGGGUCUCCCAUAAACCAGGCAGCCAGACUAAACGGCCAGAUCUACUGAAGUCAGAGGGAAUACCCAGCACAGAAGCAGCAUCCAAUGGCUCACCAGUCUCAGGAAGUCCCAAAAUGUCAACACUGAGUGGCAAAAGCCGCUACCGCAGUAAGCCACGUCACCGCCGAGGGAACAGCAAAGGCAGCUACAAUGAUUUUGCAGGGAUCUUGAAAAACCAGCCAGUGCAAGAUGAUGCACCUCCACCUCAUAAUCAUUCUCAUCAUCCUGGCCUACCGCAGCAACCUGGCCACAGCCAUCCCCAUGGCCAUCACUCACGGCUUCAUGCCCACGGACAAGAUAUUGCCAACUGCGCAAACAACUUAAGGUACUUUGGCCCUGCAGCAGCGCUGCGGAGCCCUCUCAGUAACCACGCGCAAAGGCGGAUGUCUGGUUCUAGCCCUGAUCUCAUCUCCGCUGCAAUGGAAGCAGAUUGCCGAAGGAAUCUGGAGAGCAAAGAAAGCAAAGCUGAUCAUUGGGAGUGUUGCAAAACAGAUCCAUAUAAUUCUUGUCUUCAGUGCAGGGAAGAGGACAGUGGUCAGGUACAGAUGUCAUCUGUUGAAACAGGGAUGAGCCAUUCUCAAUCACCAACAUCUGUUUCCCUAUAUGAAAAUGCACAGUUCAUUGAGAACAUGGAGGAAGGGGGCUUCAGCAGCUGUAAGUCAGCAUCUGCCCUAGGGACUCCCCAGCACAUGGCUUCCUCAGUGCUACCUUGCAAAGCAAGACCCGUUCAAAAGAGUGGUGACGACUCUUCAGAAGAGGAAGAGGGCGAAGUAGACAGUGAAGUGGAAUUUCCUCGUAGACAAAGACCUCACCGCUGCAUUAGUAGCUGCCAGUCCUACUCAACCUUCAGCUCGGAGAACUUCUCUGUGUCAGAUGGAGAGGAGGGAAACACAAGUGAUCAUUCGAACAGCCCAGAUGAGCUGGCCACCAAGCUGGAAGAUGAGCUGGCUGAGAAGCUGGAGGACAUGUUGUCCCAGACUCCAGAGAUCCCCAUUGAAAUCUCCACCCAGUCUGACGGGCUUUCAGACAAAGAGUGUGCUGUGCGGAGAGUCAAGACUCAGAUGUCUCUGGGCAAACUUUGUGCAGAUGAACACAGCUGUGAGAACCCAGCACAGUUUGGAGAAUCAGACUGUGACUCUUCUGAAGGGGAGUGUUCUGAUGCCACGGUCAGGACCAAUAAGCCCUGCAGCUCUGCUACUUGUCAGUCAAAGAAAUCAAUCAAAUCAGUGUUGGAAAAGCAAGAACUUGCAAACUGUGGAAAGCACAUCCUGCAGAGCCUGAGCACUCUUCUGGGGAGGAAACUGGAGAUACCUGUACUGGACUUGGAGAAGCAGUCUCUCGCCUACAACAGCAUCGAUAACCAGCAGAGAGCUGUGUGUUGAGGGGGAAGACUGGGAAUCACUGGCCUAGAUAAGAGCAUCACCCCUGCUCUGUCUCCUUAUUCACUGUACAUUCUUGAAAGCAUUAACAGCUGCCUGCCCUUCAUGUCAGGCUUUGUGCAAAACAGGUCACACAGGGAAUCUUGAUGGUGGCUGUGGCACAGCUGUGUCUUGGGUGCACCUUGAGGCCCCUGUUUCUCCUUCAAGCUGAAACUCUGCAGGUGAAAGUGAGGAUAGUACUGGUAUGUGACAGGCCGAGGCAUUGGCAGAUGACAAAAAUUUGUUUUCUGAUAGAACUCAUAGUGCCUUCCCUUCAAACACUACUCUCUUAAAUCAAUAUUUAAAGAGAACAAAAUGGUAGAGCACGUUUCCCCCACCCUUAGUUGAUGUCCCCCCCUGCAAGAGCUUUCACUCUGCCCUUCCUAGCGUGCUGACUGGCGCCACUGUGCCAUGUGUGCGUGGUGCACGGCCGCACUGCUGGGUGCUGCUCUGCAGACUGGCACACCAGCCUGAGAUGAACGGCAGGAAUGGACCAUGGACAGGUACUUCUGUUGCUUUGUUUGUUUACAUUUUAUGUUAAAAUAUUGGUUUGAAUUUAACUGUGGUAAUUUAUAGCCUCAUGGCAAAAUGAAGGAAAAUGUCUUACUUAUACAGAGAGCAGUAUUGUAUGAGUUAAAUUAUCCCGUAUUUUUAAAUUUUUGUAGCUGGACUACACACAGAUCUUAAGUUAUGAUGUUAUUUUAUUAUUUAUUAUAAUUUCUGUAGAUCAGAAGGUUGGCUUCACCGCUAGCACAAUUGUAAUCUGUUUGUGUGAUGUUACCUUCUCCCUGGUUGCUGGGGGGGAUGGGAGCAGAGCUGGUCUCAGUGGCUGUCAGUAGUUGCUGCCUCUUGUGAUAUCUAAGGAUGCUGUUAUACCAGGGCAGAGAACCUGUCAAGGUUGGUCUGAGAGGGAUGGAUGCAGCCAGCCUUCUGGGUCCUGUGAUAUUCCUUGUGGUCGAAGCUGCAAUUUGCUCCUGUUGCUGGUAGAGUUGGCAGCCCCUGAGCUGGUGGGGAGUGGUGAUCAGGGAGCGAGUGGCUUUUGAAUUGAUGAAGAACUGUCACAAGACCCCCUGGCAAGAGCAUCCAAAAGGACAAGCGGAGAGGAGGGCAAUUGCUCUGGGCAGCGGGUACGAGAUCAGGGAUGGCCAGCAGUGGAUCCACAUGGUGGAUCACCCAUGCAGGACCAAACAGGCUGCUGGAGAGGAGAGGGCAUGACCGGCUCACCCCUGCCUGCAGCAGCAAUACUCAGCUCUGGGUGCAGGCAGAAUGCCAUGGGGAGUGAAGCUCUUUCCUGGCUUGUUUCUUGUUUCUUCUCUCUUCCCAUCCCUCUUUUCUCCUCCCAGAUGUUCUCUGUCUCUCGGCCAGUGGCAGGAGGAGGUGGCAGGGCCAGAGGUGGCUCUGCCAUUGUGGUGUGAGAGGGGUUUUGGUGUGGAAGAGGUGGUGCAGAUGGUUACUCAGGGGGGCUGGAGGCUGCGGUGCAGGAAUUUAGCAGUAGAGAACUGUGUGCAAGUAACACGCACACAAAGAGGAAGACCAAACUAUUGCAUGAAGAGAGGUUGAGAACUACCAUCAAAUGUCCCCCACAGCAGAGGAUGCUAGGCCUUAUGCCCCUGGAGAGACUCUGCCACUCAGAUCUGGCAGGCUUCCUGAGCUCCCACAGGCAGGUCCGUUCGCUGCCUGCAGGCUGUGCAAUGUCAACCCAGUCCACAGCCCUGCGGUGCCCACUGCCUGUGGGCAGCACUGGUGUCCUAGGGCAGCCCUGCAGCAACAGGCCCAAAGCAGAGCUGCUUCUGGCUCAGGCCUGUCAGCAUCUCCAUGCAGGGACUUCAGUCUGCAAUGAUUCAGUCCCUAACAAAAAGAUCCCAGAGGGGUUUUGGUAGCUCUGGUCUUUGCUUAGAGCUCCUCCACCACGUGAUGAAGCUCCUCUGGGCUUGCAGAGAAGCGUAGAAGCUUUGAUGUGUAGGAUUUUGGGACCCUUCUGGGGCAGAUGUCCCGGGUGUGUGCUGAUUUUUCCCUGUCCUUGCCUGGGGACAUGCUGGCCCAUUCUGCAGCCUGUAAAAACAGAGCUGAACCCUUCAGGUUGUCUGCUGCCACACUUAGCUCUAGUUUCUUUACAUGCCCAGGUCAUUGCACUGUUACAGUGCAGCAUUGCUCCUCCUAACUGCUGCCUCCUAUGCAGCAUCCCUCUGGGACUGCCACUAGGGUUCCCCCCCCUUGCCUAAGCGUGUAACCCUGUACCUGAGGAGAUGUAAUCCCAGCCUCCCCCUGCACACACAUCUCGAGCCCUCGGCUGUGUGCGGGCAGGGGUGGCUCAGCAGCCCCCCAUGUUCCUGGGACAGUUGCUGUCAGUUCUGCAGGGGGUUAUAUAGGCAUUUUCUGUAGUGAAACCCACACAGAAUUGCACAUAGAUGUGACCUCCACAUUGCUGUGUCGGCGCCUCUGCUGCGGUUCCUCGCACUUACUCUCCUAGCAGGGUAUGGGGCUGAGAAGCGUAAAUUGGCCUGCUUCCUCCUCACAGUAACACCACAUUUGCAGGACAGAAGUAAACCGUGGGUUCCCUUUUCAGCAUCCCAUCUACCCUGAUCCAGUUCUCAUGGCUGCUGACAGCUCCUGAACACUAGCCUAGAUUUUCUCCCAGAGCUGAAUGUUGCCUUUCCCACUGUCGUGUUAAGUAACCAUUUCAUCUUGGCCCUGUCCAGUAGUGUU